Molecule: messenger RNA, 2447 nt
Organism: Centruroides sculpturatus (bark scorpion)
Lineage: Eukaryota; Metazoa; Arthropoda; Arachnida; Scorpiones; Buthidae
Product: lachesin-like
Exons: 10
Coding region: 122-1468 (448 amino acids)
Cellular component (GO): neuron projection
Source: RefSeq, a predicted model, not a curated record
CUACUGGUACAUCCGAUGUGUCAGAGCAAAAGCAUGGAAGGUCUGGUCCGGAGAAGCUAGCUGCCUGGUAGCAGUUUACACGUAAUUUAAGCUACAACAAUAUUAAGUGAACCUCUAUACCAUGGUGUUACCCAUCGAGAGCCAUAAUACGAUCACCAUUUCUUUACUUUAUGGAUUCAUAUGUUUCAUCGUUACCCAAGCAGCAGUAGCGAAAGUUGCAAUACCAGAAGGUCCAGAACCAUCGUUCGCUGAACCAAUCCCAAAUGUAACAGUUGCUGCAGGACGAGAUGUUACGCUUCCUUGUGUAGUAGAAAAUCUUGGAAAUUAUCGGGUCGCUUGGAUUCAUACAGAUAGACACACGUUACUUACGCUACACGAUCGUCUUAUAACUCGCAAUAUGCGAUACAGCAUAUCUCAUAAUAGCCAUAGGACUUGGUGGCUACACAUCACUGAUGUGGAAGAGAGAGACAGCGGGGAGUAUAUGUGCCAAAUUAAUACUUCUCCAAUGAAAAGCCAAGUUGGAUAUCUGGAAGUAGUUGUCCCACCAAAAAUUGAAGAAGAAAAUACAAGCUCUGAUAGCGAAGUUAGAGAAGGUGGUGAUAUAGGUUUGAGGUGUUCAGCAUCAGGAUCUCCCGCUCCUAAAAUUAAAUGGAGAAGAGAAGAUGAGAAAGAUAUAACACUGGGAACAAAAAAAGUGCCAAGCGUACAUGGAGAAUAUCUAAAUAUCAGCAAAACUAGCAGGCUUCAUAUGGGAGCAUAUCUCUGUAUAGCAUCGAAUGGAGUGCCUCCUUCUGUUAGUAAACGAAUCAUGCUAAAGGUUAAUUUUGCUCCUAUGAUAUGGAUUCCUAAUCAACUGAUAGGUGCACCUUUAGGCACUGAAGUCACUCUUGAUUGUAAUUUGGAGUCAUUUCCAAGAUCGAUAACCUUCUGGACACGUGGAGGAACCAUGAUAUUAUCAAACAAUAAGUACGAUUCUAUGAUAAUUGACACGGGUAUAUAUAAAGUUCAAAUGAAACUUCGUAUACGGAAUCUCCGUCCUGAUGACUUUGGAUCCUAUUUGUGUGUGGCAAAAAAUUCCCUUGGGGAAACUGAAGGCACGAUCAGAUUAUACGAAAUUCCUCGACCCAUGUCCUCAACAACACCAAGGAUAACGUAUGCUGGAAGCAAGACUGAAGGUACACAACAGACAAGCAGUGAAAAAAUAGUCAUUGGCACAUGGCAGACUUCCCAAACGAGAGAUGGAAAUGAUGUGAAAAAGUCCGAAAUAUCAGGAGAAGUUUUUGGAGUAGAAACCAGUGUAGGAUUCGUGCCGUCCGCUGCAGGACACGAUCUAGCAGCACAAGAUACGGGAAGGACUGAAACUCGAGAUUCUCCCAAUAAGAGUACCAAUAUUUCAUAUUCAGAAAAUCAAGUGAUUUCUUGCAUUUUUCUUCUGCUAAUAAAAAUGUUCUACUCGUGUCAACUUUGAAGCGCCUGAACAUAAUUACAAACCAUAAAAAAUUAAUAAAAUAAAAAAAAUUAAAUAAAUAAAAGAAAGAGAGAGAGAGAGAGAGCAAGAGAAACGAAUGAGUUAUGUGUUUGUAAUUUUUACACAAAAGUCAAAGAUUAUGAAGAAGGGACAUUCAGCAUUUGUGAAUGUGCAUAAAAUAAAACAUUUAAUUAAAAAAUAACCAAGAGAAAAUUUACGAGUACAACCGAAAGAAAAAAAAAUAAAGGGCAGUUUAUAUUUGGUAAAGUGAUUUUUUUCAAUUUGGUUUAAUCAUAAUUAAGAAUUUAAUAAAUAAAUAAAAAAAUUCAAGUGAUACAGAUCUAUUGCUAAUAGCCCAAGAUAGUCCUUAAUUAUGGUGCCAAUGCUAUAGUACGGAUCAUCUUUCAUCUGUUGGACAUGAGAAGAUAUUAGGCAUGAUUGUCUGUUUUGUGCCAGUUAUGUCCUAAAACUAUAUAUAUAUAUAUAUAUUAUAUAUUUAGCCAAAAAAAUCACACUCUGCCCAAUUUAAAGUGAAUUAAAAUAAAAGAAGAAUAUAAUAUAUGGUAUGAUUAUUGUACAGCUUAAACUUCUUUGAUUGUGUCAAUGUUCAUUUUGUGACAUUUAUGGCUCUGCCAACGAUAUUGAACUUGUGUUGAAGAAUAUUAAGAUUGACGAAACCUCAUUGUUAAUAUAAUAGCAUCGAGAGUACGCUAUUUGAUUCAGCUUUUAUGAGUGCCAAUCAUUAAAAAUAAAGACUUUUUGGAGGGACUGAAACCAAAAAACAAAAAAAAACUUGUGACUAUGUGCUCCUGUUUCUUAAUAUAUCAAGUACAACGUUAGUUGUUUAAGUUUAUCAAUCAGUAGAAAUGUUUAUUGCCUUUACAGAGUGAGCAGUAUUCAUCAGAGGAAAGUUUCAAUAAGCUUUCUUCUUUCUUGAUAUUCUGAAUGUACACAAAAUAAAGGAGAAUUCAUUUAAAUA